This is a messenger RNA of Olea europaea var. sylvestris, 2879 nucleotides long. RefSeq names its product probable serine/threonine-protein kinase mps1. Gene Ontology annotation, molecular function: protein serine/threonine kinase activity; protein serine/threonine/tyrosine kinase activity; ATP binding. The record is from RefSeq and is a predicted model, not a curated record. The transcript has 6 exons. Gene Ontology annotation, biological process: peptidyl-serine phosphorylation; chromosome segregation; mitotic spindle assembly checkpoint signaling. NCBI's taxonomy places the organism in Eukaryota, Viridiplantae, Streptophyta, Magnoliopsida, Lamiales, Oleaceae. Gene Ontology annotation, cellular component: spindle; nucleus; kinetochore. The coding region runs from base 142 to 2754 and encodes 870 amino acids.
AGUCCUUUCAAAUCUCAUUCUCUCUCCGUCUCUGUUUCUCACACCGAGAUACAGUCAUUCAGUUCUUCAAUGGAAAAUUUUCGAUAAUAUUUGAGAUUUAUUUGGUGAAUUCCAAAUCGGAAAUGCUUGAGAGAUUCAUCGAUGGAAGGGGAGCCUGACCUUCCAGCCCCGCCGGCGGCAGAAAAGUUCACCAGGCUAAAUCUGAGUCGUCCGAUCAACAUCAACCCAGAUUCAAUCAGUCUUAACCGUACGUUCAACACCACCUCGACCUGCACCUCAACGACGUCGUCUUCCUCCUCUUCCCCUCCGGACUUUGUCCGGCAUGUUCAAGCCGCCUUCAAGCGCCACCGCUCCCUUGGUACAUUGCAGUCAAACAGUAUUAGGCCAAGGAGAUUAGUGGUUCCUCAACGAGGAACAUCAAAGGAAUCAAAUUUAAACCCUCAUCUUACAUUUGAUGCGAAGAAAAGCAACGAAGAGAUAUUAUUGAAUCACGGAUUGAUGGACAGCACGUCGCAGUCCAAGAAAGUGAUCUCCUUUGCUACAGAUGCUCAAGAGGAUGCAGCAACCUCCCCACCUUCUGAAUGUGGUUCCACCAUAAAUACGCAAGAAGGGAAUUUUAAGCCAUGCAAUGAUCAAGGAGAUCAACCCCAACUCUUUUCUGGAUCUAGAAGCAACAAUACAAUUGCUUCUUCAUUGGUUGUCGAACCUGAGCAUGUUCCGUUGUCCGAAGUACAAAAGAAGGUCCAUUUUGUCUCAGAGAACUAUGCCGGAACUCAAGGUGCCGAUGAAAGAAUGGCCACUGUAAUGGACGAUUUAUUAUCUUAUAUGGAUUCGCUUGCACUGACAGAAACGAUCUGGGAUGCAAGCAACAGAGUAGAUCCUUUAGCAGCUGUCAAUCAGGAUUUGCAGCAUCGUAAUUUUGAGAGUUUGGAAAUGGAAAAUAGUUUGAGGUCUGAGGGUGGGAUUUCUUCUUUAAUGGGUAGAGGAACUAUGACCAGUCAGGAUCAGCCACACCACCAAUUCACAAACUUUUUGCAAAAUGACUUGGGUCAUGCCAUGACUCAGUCCUCAGUUGUUCGGUCAGCUUGCCUUACGUCAACAUUAAUGAACUCAACUUCAGCUCCGAUGAUUAGUUCAACAACCUAUUGUUCUCUACCUCAUCAAAUGAUUAGGUCUAGUUUGCAAAUGGAUCCCUCAGGGGAAGCUGAAGUUAAACAAGAUGUGGUGCAGCCAGCAUAUCCUUCGUCAAACUAUGCAAGUGGAACUCAUCCGUCAUCCAGCACUGCACCAGCUGUCAGCUCCAUCGUUGAAGUGCCAAUGGAAAUCGGCAAGUCUUCUGCCCUGUCUAAUGAGCAGCUGAGCAAUUUUUCGAAGAAAUGUAACACUUCUAGAGAUUCUCCCCAAAAUGAAGAUAGCAACUCAGCCAAAGGAAAUGAUAUUGAUAUAAAAUCUCAGCCUCCGUCAUCAAAAGUACAAUCAGUGGAUGCGAAGUUGGAAAAUUUUAAGUCAGAUAAGCAAGAAAGAGGUGCAAGUGGCAAACCAGCAUCAACAUCUCGUAAAAAAGGAUAUGAUCCUGAUUUGUUCUUCAAAGUCAAUGGAAAACUCUAUCAAAGGCUUGGAAAGAUAGGUAGUGGAGGAAGUAGUGAGGUUCACAAAGUAAUUUCGUCAGAUUGCAAAAUUUAUGCCUUGAAGAAGAUCAAACUUAAAGGCCGUGAUUAUGCCACAGCAUAUGGCUUUUGUCAAGAAAUUGAAUAUCUUAACCGGCUGAAGGGGAUGAUCAACAUUAUUCAACUUAUUGAUUAUGAGGUGACAGAUAAGACUUUGCUUCAGGAAGUCAUGAAUGGUUCCAUGAGUAAUAAGGAUGCCAGGGUCAAGGAUGAUGGAUAUAUAUACAUGGUCCUUGAAUAUGGUGAAAUUGAUUUGGCUCACAUGCUGUCCCAAAAAUGGAAGGAACUGGAUAGCUCUAAUUCAAUGAUAGAUGAGAACUGGCUCCGAUUUUACUGGCAGCAAAUACUUCUGGCUGUAAACACCAUACACGAGGAACGUAUAGUGCAUUCAGAUUUAAAACCAGCCAAUUUUCUUUUAGUGAGAGGUUCACUGAAGCUAAUUGAUUUUGGUAUUGCCAAGGCUAUAAUGAGUGACACAACAAACAUUCAACGAGAUUCACAGGUUGGCACACUAAGUUACAUGUCUCCUGAAGCAUUUAUGUGUAACGAGACUGAUGCAAAUGGAAAUACGAUAAAAUGUGGUCGUCCAUCUGAUAUCUGGUCACUUGGUUGCAUCCUUUACCAAAUGGUUUAUGGCAGAACACCUUUCUCUGAAUACAAAACAUUUUGGGCGAAAUUCAAAGUCAUAACUGAUCCAAAUCAUGAAAUUACUUAUGAACCUAUGUCCAAUCCAUGGCUAUUGGAUCUUAUGAAGAAAUGUCUGGCUUGGGACAGGAAUGAAAGAUGGAGGAUUCCUCAACUGCUUCAGCAUCCAUUUCUUGUUCCUCCCGUUCCGCCUCAAUUUCCUGCCCCUCUUGAUGAAAGCUGUAAAUUGCUUCGAUUGGUUGCUGAAUCAAAUGUUGAUGAUCAGAAGGUUUCGAUGCUAUGCACUGAGCUAGAGAAUAUGUUGGUGAACCCGAGAUCGUUAAUUCCGCCGCAAGAAACGAUAUCCCCAGACUUGCAACGCAAGUUACUUUAUAAAAUGUCAACCCUUUGCUUUCAGCUCCACGAACAGUUAGCAAAUGUGGAAAGAGAUGCAAAGAUCUAACCUUGCAACUGUAUUCUCAUUUGAAGCAGUCAAUUUGUAACCUUUUCUUAUUUAAGUAGUUGUUUUGGGGAGGGGAGUUAGCAAGACCGGGGCCUUAAUGGCAUGUUUGGUAAGAAGAAUUGAGA